Messenger RNA from Funneliformis geosporum, 234 nucleotides. The record is from the annotation of a GenBank genome assembly. NCBI's taxonomy places the organism in Eukaryota, Fungi, Glomeromycota, Glomeromycetes, Glomerales, Glomeraceae.
AUGGAAGCAAUCCAGGGAAAUGAUGCUAACAAUGAAAGAUUUAGUGAUAUAUACAUUUAUACCGCAUCUGAAACAAUUGAUAAAAACGGUCAAAUUAAGCUUAGGGAUUCAAUAUCGAUUUUACGUGAAGAAUUGCCUGAUAUUUUUAGUAAAAAGAAAUCUACCAAUGAUAACGAAAAUGAGAAAGAGCCACCCAAAGAUGAAAUAACGUCUAACAAUAUAAGUUUUAAAUAA